This is a messenger RNA of Orbicella faveolata, 1333 nucleotides long. Its product is annotated as retinol dehydrogenase 8-like. Gene Ontology annotation, cellular component: cytosol. The record is from RefSeq and is a predicted model, not a curated record. NCBI's taxonomy places the organism in Eukaryota, Metazoa, Cnidaria, Anthozoa, Scleractinia, Merulinidae. Gene Ontology annotation, molecular function: oxidoreductase activity.
GGAAAAAGGCAAAGACGCUUGUAAUAUUUGUAGUUUGUAAUAUUCGUUUCUUAUGUUUCAAUGUUGGGGUCCAUUUACAACUAUGCUAAUACAUUCAAAUUGAUGGUUGGCUUUACACGUCAGUCACGUAAUCUACAGCUUCUUACUAACAGUGACUCCAACAAAAGACAAGCGAGCGAAAAUACGUUCUGGAGGUUAGGGAAGAUGGCAUGGGGAUUCGGACCGAAACUUCCAGUUCAUUAAUCAGGGAACAAAUGCAAAUAUCACGGCUAACCCCCACAGCUACUAAGUUGAUAGACUGCUUCGUAAACAUUAGCAUACCUCUUUCACAACGCAGCAAGCAUCGCCAUACCCCCACCCUUCCUCCUUGUGGUUACCUUAAAGUGGUUUGCUAAAAUUGUGACUAGUCAACAAUGCAGGAAUAGGUAUGUCUGGUGCACUUGAGACUCAAACAAUGGAUAUGACAAGGAAAGUGUUUGAGACCAACUUUUUUGGAGUGUUGCGCCUCACCAAAGCUGUACUUCCAAGCAUGAAAUCUAACAAAGAUGGGCACAUCAUGUGCGUAACAAGCAUGGGAGGUAUCUUUGGAACACCCUUUAACAGUGUUUACUGUUCGUCAAAGUUUGCAGUGGAAGGUCUUAUUGAGUCACUAGCUCCAAUGCUCAGGAUGUUUAAUGUGAGAUGUUCUUUAAUUGAACCUGGACCAGUUUCAACUUCUUUUGUUGCCAAUUUAUCCCACACGGCUACAAGUGACGACAGCCUUUUAGAUGAGGAGACAAAACAGCUUUAUGACAACUACUCCAAAAAGAUGCGAGCUGCCUUCACCACAGUGGUACAGACCCCAGAUGAAGUCAGUCAGGUGAUCUUAGAGGCAUUACUAGCUGACAAGCCUCACUUGAGGUACCAGACUAACAAGAAUUAUGCAGCAGCCACAUCCAGCAAGCUAGCAGACCCAACUGGUGACACAUCUGUAGAACUUAUGUCCCAGCGUUUCUUCCAUUAGAUUUCUUGCCAACAUGGCGGACAUUCUGUAUUACAUUUCAGAUAGGAUAUCUUUAAAAAUAUGUCAAAAACUGGUUAUUAAGCCACUUCUGGAUGAACCAUUUUAAAUUUCAUUAUUACUUGUGAUAAUAUUUCUCUUGCAAUAAUUUGUAGCACCAAACACAGAAGUUGUUUUACUCUUUCUUUCAACUGAGAAGAUAACAUUAAACACUUGAGACUAUUCUUCACUACUCCACUGCAGCUGACUGCACAUAGUAUUUUCAUCUCUCAGUGUGGUAAAACAUUGUCUCUCAUGUUUGAUAUACUGCAUAAUAAAUUCAUAUCACUUUCA